Molecule: messenger RNA, 615 nt
Organism: Bombina bombina (fire-bellied toad)
Lineage: Eukaryota; Metazoa; Chordata; Amphibia; Anura; Bombinatoridae
Product: E3 ubiquitin-protein ligase RNF186-like
Exons: 1
Coding region: 1-615 (204 amino acids)
Biological process (GO): protein ubiquitination
Molecular function (GO): ubiquitin protein ligase activity
Source: RefSeq, a predicted model, not a curated record
AUGGAAUUGCCAUCUUUGGAAUCCCAGAAAGACAGUAGCUCGGGUGAAUGUAGCAUCUGCUAUGAAGCCUAUAAGACACAUUCUAAAUCAAGGUCACCCAAGACCUUGCAGUGUGGACACAGUCUAUGUGUGUGCUGUCUGAAGAAGCUAGUGUGUCAUAGUUUGCUGCUAUCUUUUGUGGUUUGCCCAUUCUGCCGUAGGGUCACUAUCAUACCUGAAGAAGGAGUUCAAGCCUUGAAAACAGACGAGGAGACCUUACGAAGAUCAUCGGUGAGCAGUGUGGUCACAAAUACCUCAAAUGAAGAGCAUUCAGGCUGUUCCCAUGGAAGCAAUUCACCUUCUCUGUUGAUUGGGAGAGAAUACACUCAUCUUCCAACUAUCUUUACUAUAAGUGAGGUUGUAGCACCAGACCAGGGUCAGAUAUGGGGUGGCAGAUACAUGCAAGAAGUUCAGAACACUUACCUCUUGGGAAUCAACCGUCGGGUUGCUCUGUCUGAAGCGCACCCAUCACCCGCCCGCAUGUCCACAUCUGCUGACCGUUUGAGACUUUGCUUUGCUCUGGGACUGAUAUUAUCCAUCGCUUGCAUUUUUUUCAUCCUCAUCUUUUUCAAGUGA